Westerdykella ornata is the source of this 2027-nucleotide messenger RNA. RefSeq names its product alpha/beta-hydrolase. The coding region runs from base 1 to 1956 and encodes 651 amino acids. The transcript is spliced from 6 exons. NCBI's taxonomy places the organism in Eukaryota, Fungi, Ascomycota, Dothideomycetes, Pleosporales, Sporormiaceae. The record is from RefSeq and is a predicted model, not a curated record.
AUGAAACACAACGCCGUACCCGCCUACCUAGUAAGCUCGUAUUGCGAGAAGUUUCCCACCGUAUCCUCGAAUCAGAUCUCUGUGGGUGUAAGACGCAUGGAACGGCGGGGUGGCAUGUCACAUAUGACUGGGAGGUUGUUGUCUUACGCAUACGAUCUGACUUCGCGAGUCAGUGAGCUAUGCCAUUGGGAAGGAGAAGUCGUACCAGAACCUUGGUAUGGCCCAUGCCAUUAUCUAACUAAUCAUCACUUAAUAACGGUGGGGAACUGCGGGGUUUCCUAUCCUGAAGCUGAACCAAUGCCCCUCAUGUGCUACCUCCUUGUAUUACUGCUUCUCUUCUUCUGCCUGUACACUUCUGCAGACGAAGUCUCGGAUGCCCUCAGCGCGACCCCGACUGCAACCAUAGGUGCAGGUCGUAUCAUUGGCACGACAACUGCGAUAGGUCCAACCGGCUCUUCCAUCGCCGUGAACAAGUUCCUCGGAAUCCCGUACGCGGCGCCGCCAACGAACGAGAACCGCUUCCGGCCUCCUCAACCUCCGGCACCAUGGCAGACCAGAGAUACCAAGCAAUUCUCGGCAUCCUGUCCUCAAGUUUUUGUCCAGAGCCCCGUAUCCAGUCGAGACUUCACCCGCGCUGUCUUCAACAAUCCCGCUCCGGCAGAAAGCGAAGACUGCCUCUACCUCAACGUGUUUGCUCCUAGAAAGGCCUGGGACCCAGCCCACCCACCCUAUCCCGUGCUUUUCUGGAUGUACGGCGGAGGCUGGCAGUUUGGCAAUGCUGGGCAACCCUGGUACGAUGGGUCGUACUUCGCCGCACUGGAGGAUGUAGUCGUUGUAAGUGUGAAUUAUCGAACCAACGCAUUCGGACUCCCCAUCGCACCCACCAUCACCAAUCUCACGGAACGCAAUCUUGCCGUGCUCGACCAACGAGCGGGGCUCCAAUGGGUACAAGAAAACAUCCGCUAUUUCGGCGGUGAUGCCUCGCGCGUCACCAUCUUCGGACAGUCUGCGGGCGCAUACGCAGUCGAUCUCCUGAUUACCUCGUACGCCCCCACUGCGCCUCGCCCGUUUCGAGCCGCCAUCAUGCAGAGCGGGAAUUAUGCGUAUAUACCUGCCGUUCUAUGUGACCCUGCUGGGUAUUACUCGUGGAAUGCACUGGCUGCGGAAUUGAAUUGUACAGGGACCGACGCGCAGAAGUUCACUUGCAUCAAAAGCCAGCCGUGGCAAAACAUCACGGCCGCGCAGGAAAGAAACUACACCAUUGGAUUCGGUCACGCUUGCGACAAUGUGACCGUCGUGUCCGAUCCGCGGACGCGCCUUGAGGCGGGGAAUGUGGCCAAUGUGCCCGUGAUAUUGGGCACAGAUACGGCAGACGGAAGUUUCUACACCAUCCAGUUCGUGUUCAAUACGGACGGCUACUUCCAAACCUAUUUCCCCGGGAAUCCGGGGCUCAGGGAUAGAGCGUUGGCGCAGUACCCGAUCGGCAGCGAGGGUAGGACUGACGCGCAAUAUCAGCUACAGCAGAUCCAUACCGACUGGUUCUUCCAUUGCCCAGCCGUGUGGUACGCCAACACCUACACAGCUCGCAACCCAACAUACCGCUACCUCUUCAACGCCACCUUCACCAACACGCGCGCCCAAUAUUCCAAUUGGCCGGCAGCAUAUCAAGGCGCGUAUCACACAUCCGAGAUUCCUAUAGCCUUCACCUCGUACGACAAGUCCACCGAGGAAGCAAGCGAAAGGGAUCUCUCCAACCUCAUGCGUAGAGCUUGGGCGAACUUUGCGAGAGACCCUACGAGCCCGCCUCUGUCGGAUUGGCCGCGUGCAACGCAAGCGGAGGGCGACGCCGAUGUCAUGGGAUUCGGUACGGACGGAAAGGGCGGUCAUGGGCCCGUUGUCGACGUGCACAAGUGUCGGUUUUGGGAGCAGGAGGGCUUUCGUACAAUACACGCUUGAUAAAUCCAAAUCGGAAGAUUGGUAUUCAUGAGUAGAUGCGUAAAUCGUUACUUCGCCCUCAAGCGGCAACC